AUGAGAUCCUUGAAGCACCUGAAACCUCACAGCAGGAGGAGCGCGGUGAGUUCAUUGGCUCUCGAUCAUAGCAUGAUAGGCGUUAGUGCACUGAGGUGGUGGACAACAUGGGUUUGGUCACAGUGAGGCUGAAGUCAGGAGGAGGCGAGCCGGCGCCUGGGUAGAUGUGAGCCCAAGGUAAUGGCCAGGCUGGUGGACAUAGGCACACAGACAGAUCCCGUUGUCGUGCUGUCCUUGGCCCAGGCCGCCGUGCUAGGUCUCAUCUCCCAGAAUGAAGUGUUUGGAGCUACUAUUGCACCCAACGGCUUCUACACCGGCGAACCCAAAGAGUCCCCCGCGCCCCCAGUAGAAGGAGUCGACUACGAGUACGCAGACCAGCUCAUCGGAGCCAACGGAGAUUACUUAGGAGACAACUUGGGAGAAGACGGGCAGAUGCAACCCAGCUGUAGUCAGAGGAGGUGGCAGCAGGGGCCGCCGCCACAUCCGGACGGGAAAAUGGUCGUCCCCGAUCGUCACAGCCUUCAAGGUGGUGACAUUUCCUCGUCCCAUGUGAAAGGGGAAGGGGUGAACUCUGGAUUGUCCUCCUGUGUCCACAUGCUGAACAACUUGGCUCCCAGAGGUGGUUUAGUACAAGUCGAUCCAUCCAUCCUCAGAGUCGCGAACAAGAACUGUGUGGAGUGUGAACGGGAUGUAACCAACCAGCAGCAACCCAACACACAAGUUCACCCUCCUCCCUCACAGGUGGGCCACAGAGGAGUGGAGCAGAGCCACAGAGGACUGCAGGCCCAGCGCCCUAUGGGUGGCCAUGGUCGAGGUGGCCGAGAGGACGAAGAGGAGGUGGAACACCAGGCGAACAACAUGAUGAAGCCCUCACAGGAGGAAGCCAUCAGCAGCUACUUCCAAACCAGCGAAGUGGGCAGCUAUGAUUCGGGAGAAAUGGGAAUGGCGAGCGAGUACGAAGACGGCAGCCAGAACAUGAUGUGGACAGACGGGAGUGGAGGAGCGCAGCACCCGCAGCCUCCGCACCCGCAACCUCCUCGGCGGCACGGCGGCCGCAGGGUAGACCGGCUCGAUAUCAACAUCCAGAUCGAUGAAUCUUAUUGCGUUGAUGUGGGAGACGGGCUGAAGCGCUGGAAGUGUCGCAUGUGUGACAAAUCGUACACCUCCAAAUACAACCUGGUCACACACAUCCUGGGCCACAAUGGCAUCAAGCCACACGCCUGUCCACAUUGCGGGAAGCUCUUCAAGCAGCCCAGUCAUCUUCAGACGCACCUGCUAACCCACCAAGGCACGCGGCCCCACAAGUGCACAGUCUGCAAGAAGGGCUUCACCCAAACCAGCCACCUGAAGCGACACAUGCUCCAGCACACGGACGUCAAGCCCUACAGCUGCCGCUUCUGCCGCCGCGGCUUCGCCUACCCCAGCGAACUGCGAGCGCACGAGGUGAAGCACGAGCGCGGCCGCUGCCACGUGUGCUCGCAGUGCGGCAUGGAGUUCCCCACCUACGCCCACCUCAAACGCCAUCAGACCAGCCACCAGGGCCCCCACACCUUCCAGUGCACCGAGUGCAACAAGUCGUUCGCUUACCGCAGCCAGCUCCAGAACCACCUCCUGAAGCACCAGAGCCCGAGGCCUUACACCUGUUCCCAGUGCGGCCUGGAGUUUGUGCAGCUCCACCACCUACGUCAGCACUCGCUUACUCAUAAGGGAAUGAAAGGCCACAAGUGUGACGUGUGUUCGCGAGAGUUCACCCUGUCGGCCAACCUGAAGAGGCACAUGCUCAUCCACAACAGCGUUCGACCCUUCCAGUGUCACGUCUGCUUCAAAAGCUUCAUCCAGAAACAGACCCUCAAGACGCACAUGAUCGUCCACCUGCCUGUCAAGCCAUUUAAGUGCAAGGUAUGUGGCAAGUCUUUCAACAGAAUGUACAACCUGCUGGGCCACAUGCACCUCCAUGCUGGCAGUAAGCCCUUCAAGUGUCCUUACUGCACCAGCAAGUUCAACUUGAAGGGGAACCUCAGCAGGCACAUGAAGGUCAAGCACGGCAUGGACGUUUCACCAGAGGGACAAGAAGUUCUUCCAGAAAUGGAAAACCAGGGGGAGUAUGAAGGACAGAGCUUCAGCUUUACAUCACCAGACAAUAUGGACAAUGGUGGCUCCCAGAACCUCACUAAACUCACGACAGCGAACAUGGAAGACAUGGAGGAGUAUUACAACUUUGGCAAGGAUACGAGCAGCUACACGACACCUUGAGUGGUGAUGAACAAGAGAACAGGAUUUUUUUUUUUUUUUUUCUCAGAGCAGUAGGAAACUACAGAGAUGCUGUUUGUCGAGGCUUUGGGCGACUCUGGGGAAGGGGUUUUCUUUUGGUUUUGGCCUCCUUCCAGAAGAGCCAGAACUGCCGGACUCUGAUGGGAGGCCAGGCUGGAGACUCACUUGAGAAGAGACGCUCCCCGUUGCUUAUAGCAGAGACACUGACUCCGUCUGGAGUCUGCUCCUUCUGUGGGAUAACUACACUUACCGACUCUAGCUGACAGUGAAAUCUGUGUGUCGCGUGUAUGUAUCACUUAUUUGAAAAGAAGAAAAAACAAAACAGAGACAAAUAAAAAACCCUGCUGCAGUCGCAGAGCCAUCAGUUACAUUUGACGUGAUAGAAACGUGUUUACCAUUUUGCCAUUUUUUGUCAUUCACAACCAAUGUAUGCCCUUAUAUUUUUGACUGAAAGUGCCAGUUGGAUACAUUUGCAGCUUAGCUUCAAACCGCGUCUGCUAUUUACUCACUGUAUAUCGAACCUUUUUGGAUUCAUAGUCGCAUCAUAUUCACAGGUGUGAAUGCUAUUACUAAACAGUCCCCGGUUGUGGUCACCCGUUCCGCCCAGCCCUCGGUUUAUACUUCAAACAGGCCAGUCUUUCAUGUGCUUUGUGCUUUUUAUUGCACUGGACAUUGAAGCCCUUUUCCUUAGCAGAGCACUUUCUACCAAAGUGGCUUCUGUCCCAUGUCUGCUGAUACCGGAAACCAUGUUGCCGGCAUGUGAAGCCCACCACCACCCCCCCACUGUACAAACGAUUCUGCUACAUGCAGUGUGUUUACCCACCGUUUUUUCUUUCACAUUGGUUUUGCUUUACAUUAAUAACCAAUCCUGUGUAGUGAAUAUACCGCUCUAGUUUUUGAAUUACUGAGUGAACAAUACAAAGCACUUUUUUUUCCCAGUGAGAACUGUCAUUUUUUUCCUGUGAAGCCUGUCUUCAGUGAGAGUGGACACAUUUGCCCAAAGGAGAAGAGCUUUGGGAAAUAAGGUCAUAGAAUCUUCAGAAGCCAAUAAAGGCAAUAUUAAGAUGAACAUGUGAUUUUGCUUUCUCAGUAGGUUUGUAAAACUGCAGUUUCCUUCAUGUGGGUAUUUCACAGUUGACAAUUCCAAGGUGAAUUGAAGAAGCAGUUCGUAUAGAGAAUCUGCAAUUUCAGUUUUGUUUUUUUGUUUUGUUGAUGUUUGUAGUUUCAGCACUCUUAAAUCCAGGGCUAUUUUCACUUUACGUUCAAUUCAAUCGAUUGAUUCAGGAAUAUAUUUCCUCCUGAAAUGGAUACUGAAAACCAACAUGCAGGUUUAAGAGAAGUGUGGAAAUGUGUUGAGUCCCUGCUUGUAUUUUGUAAGCGUUGAAUUGAAAGUGGACUGACACUAGUCCUGCUGUUCAUAAUUCUGUUUUGGGGAAGACGGUCAGCUCCCCCUGUCCUGCCAUGCAGGUCAGCCUUGAUAUGCACACUAAACCAGAGGAAUGGUCUACUAGUUCUUUUGUUUUGUUUUUUUCAGUUGAGGAAUAUUAAACUGAGACCUCAUGGAAAUUGACCAUGAAUUAUUUAAUAAAGGUUCUCUAGUUUAAAUGA
Messenger RNA from Scophthalmus maximus (turbot), 3879 nucleotides. RefSeq names its product zinc finger protein 710b (gene znf710b). Gene Ontology annotation, cellular component: nucleus. The transcript has 5 exons. The record is from RefSeq and is a predicted model, not a curated record. Lineage: Eukaryota; Metazoa; Chordata; Actinopteri; Pleuronectiformes; Scophthalmidae. The coding region runs from base 181 to 2253 and encodes 690 amino acids.